This is a messenger RNA of Cladocopium goreaui, 3198 nucleotides long. Lineage: Eukaryota; Dinophyceae; Suessiales; Symbiodiniaceae. The record is from the annotation of a GenBank genome assembly.
AUGAGAUUUACCUUUCCUGGAGAACCGCUUCUUGCAGACUACGACCGUUACGACAGCUACGACGGCUACGACCCCGAAGUCGCGGCAGAGAGGAAACGGGCGCCACGGCUUUCGCGGCCAUGGCGUCCCAAGUCCGAGUCGUCCCCCGAAGCGUCCCUCGAGUCCCUUGAAUCCCGCCGAGAGAUCCGAAAGCCUCGGUUUCAAGACCAAGACCAUCAAGACCAUCAAGACCAUCAAGACUAUCAAGAGACCAAACAUAGGAAACCUCAGGUUCCUCAAAGGUGUUUGAGAUGGAAACCGGCGCCAGUAAGUCUGCUAGUUUUGGUAUUCGUGGCCUUGAUUUGGAUGAUUCCAUAUUCGAGGGAUCUCCUAGAGUACUUUGAGAAAGCUGACCGCGUGGUCUUAGUAGAUGGGCAGAGAUAUGCAGCUGUUCAGUAUUUUGGCUUCAACUUAUUUACAGCUCCAGGAACUGAAGUGGAUGGCUGCUUCGACAUCGGUGAUGAUCUAGAUCAAUGUUACUUGGGCAGUACUAAGGUAAAAGAGGAUGUUGAGAAACGGCUGAACAUCAUGUUCGAAGCAGUUGAGCGCUUGUAUGCUUCGGACCAUUGGGAUCGUUCCCCAGCGACCCUGAAAAUCUUCAUGUUACCCGAGUUCUAUUGGCGUGGCAAGCAGGGAGCGUACCGAAUCCACCGUGGAGUCGAAAAGGUCUUGCAUCCAACUGCCCACUGGAUUUCUCACCGCUUUACACAUGAGCGCUUCAAGCAUUGGUUGAUUGUGGAUGGAACAGUUGUGAUGGCCCAAAUCGCUGAUCAGCGAUAUGUCGAAAUGUCAGAACGGCCUUACGAGAAUAUCAGCUACUACAAUUUUGCACCUGUCCAUGUUGGCGGCACCAACCUCACAUAUCUCAGGUUUAAACACUUCAUCAGUGGCAUCGACUUCCUGCAGAUGCGGCCAGAGCACAGUCGCAUGGUUCCUGCUCCACCUGGCCGCUCCCACAGCUUCUGCAAGGAGCAUCCCCGCUCCAACGGCUGUGUCUAUCAGCACUUACCCAGCCAUUUGCUCGAAGAGUUAGGCUUUGGCCACGACGUGGAAUUGCCAAGUGGCUUGCUGAAAAUUGGUGGACUUCGCAUUGGCUUGGAGAUUUGCUUGGACCAUGCCAUGGGUGAACUUUGUGAAAAAGAAUUGAAGCCCUGGGAGCGGGUAGAUGUACAACUCAUUGUGUCUGCGGGGAUGAAUAUUGCCUCAGGGCCAGUCUGCACCCGUCCUGGUGGCCCAGUAUUCCUCGCGGAUGGCUUCGCCAGAACAGAGGUAAGUCUCAAUGCGUUUGGGCGUGGACGUCAGAGUGCGCCAAUGCCCAUGAAGGGCCGACGCUUCGAUGUCGGCAUUGACUAUGGUGCGGAUGUCAUGGUCUCUAUGCAGCAGUGGUUGGGUGAUAGCAUCUACAAACUCACGGGCACAGGCUUUGGCACCCGCUUCCCGGGUGUCGGCACGAUGCCAGGAGAAGCCAUGCCUUUCAAACAGAUGUCUGCACUGGGAGACGACUGGCUGCAGCAGCUGCAAGGCUUCUACCACACAGGCAGCUACGUGGAAGCCGCUUCUGCCCAGAAGGCUUUGGACUCUGCGCUGGCCGCAGCUGGUGCAGGUGGUGUCGCAAAACCGAAGGUUUUUCCAACCAUUGACAUCUAUGGGCCUUUGUUGGUGGGUAGGAGAAUGCUGCCGGCAAUCCUCAAGGGAUGUGGCUCCAUUUUGAUUUUGGCCAGUGCAGUUUCUGCGGCAUUCCCUGGUGUUUUGGGGCAUGUUUCCAUGUCAAGCUUCACCUCCCGUUGCUUCCAUUGCGACCUGCACUCGGCGCUGCGUGGAAGCUUUUCAAGGUUCUUUCGAGAGAGAGGCUGGCGAGCAGUGCAUUUGUCUUCCCACCACUUUUUAUCCUUGGACGCGCAGCAUUUGUUGAAGAGGUGUUGCAUUUGCCGAAGCGCCCUUGUGGAAGAGGUGUACGAGACCGGUUUCAUUUCCAAGCAAUCUCCUUCAGACACCCAACAGGAUCGACAGGCAGACCUUUUGCUGCCUUUGCACCACCGUUUGAGGCUUCCGCUGCUACUUCAGCGCUUGCAGCCAGAGCAGCGACGUGCUGUCAUUGCACGCUUGACGCAGUUUAUGUCUUUUGAGGGGCAGCAAAUGCAGCUGGAGCGCUGGGUGCUGGCGCAGUCAGUUGCCCAGUACAUCGACAUGGUUUGGAUUCGAUGCUGGACCUUCCCUGCACCAAGGAAAUCCUUCACUGUGAUGAAGGAGUACGGCAAGGCUCGGCUUGAGCCAAAGAACUGGAGGUACCGAGCUCGGAAAGGCCGCUCGACGUAUGAGGCAACGUGUGCAGCGGGGCCUUUCGUGUUGAGCACCCGCUGGACGGCGAAUCUGGACCUCGCUGUGAAGUACAAACAGAUGCUGCAAUCUGUGCGAGAACGGAUGGAGGGGUCCUCGGCUGAGAUUCAGGUCUACAUGGGCCCGGUGCGCAGCAAUUUUGCAGUUGCAAAUUGGCUCUGGGCCAGCGAAGACGCACUCACAACUGGUGAAGCGGGAAGGGACGCCUUCCUUUGUUUGAAAGAAGCGCAAAGAACAGAGAAGGCAACACGGAAUGGCGUAGGAAACACCGUGAGCUUCAAAGAAGCCAUCAUGACAGAGCUUCAUGAACAUGGCUUCACUGCGAAGGAGCUGAACUUGACCUUCUUGACCCGAGUGGGUGCGAGAUACUGGGUCCUUCGCCCAGGAUUGCCCAAGAUUGAGAUGACAAGUGUAGGGAUGUUUGACAGUGGAGCUUUCCCGCAGAUUGUGAGCACAUUCCGAGUGCCAACUGCAAAGCUGAACAGCCAUUACGUCGGGCGCUCCUUGGAGACGCCGCGCUUCCUGGCGGAGGGGCCCAGCUUGGAGCGCGGCCUCAUGGCCUGGCAGCGCCUGCGGAAGGCCCGCCUCACCGUCUUCGAGGGUGCCUGCAAUGAGCUGUCCCUGCUGAGUCGGCAUAGCCCAGGAGAGCUGGCCGAUGCUUGGGGACAACUACGUUCAGUUUACCUGGAUGUCAUGGAAGAAUCAGGCCACCAGAGGCAACGGGUUCUGCGUCGCCUCGAGCGCUUGGAGAAGAAGCAGGAGCCCAGGCGUUUGAAGGCAGAGCAGCGCUGGAGUGCCUUGGCUGCCUUGGCUCAACUUUGA